AUGGGCAUAUCACCAAGUGUCGGGUGUUUAGAAGUGCGAAGCUUCUUCUGGCUUUUCCACCUCACUUCUUCAUCUGCUCCUUACCCCCCAGAUCCUCCUGGUCGACACUCGCGAUCUCUUGCUGAUACCCCAAGCGCCAGGUACAAUGGUUUCCCAGCAAGAACUAGAUGCGAUUGGCACCUGCAGAGAAAGAGAACAUAUCAAGCUGACAUCUCAACGCAGGUCACAGUGGGCGUCUUCUUUGCCUUGUCCAUCCUGUCGGUAGUUGCAAGAGUAGCCAUCCGCCUCAAGACGCUGAGGCGAUUAUCUUUGGAUGAUUAUCUCUUGUUUAUGGCAGCCACAGCCCUAACGGUGACAACCGGCCUGCUUCUUCACAGCUGCGACCGCAUCUAUCUCUCGGCCGCGCUCCAGAAAGACCCUGCACUAGCCUUUCUAAUCAGUUCGGAGCUCUUGAUGGACCUUCUGAAUCAUGCAACACAGCAGUUUCACACCUUCCUCAUCCUUGCAUGGACCGCAAUCUUCUUCGUCAAAUUCUCCUUCCUCGCCUUCUUCCGGCAAUUGAUCUGGAAGACAAGGGUCCAACGCUAUUACUGGGCCGUAGUAGGGAUCACCAUCGUCUCGUACCUUUUCUUUGUGGCAGAGCCAUUUAUUCUGUGUUCCGAAUUUGGGAUUAAGGCUCGUAAGUUCUUCUCAAUACUUCUUACUCCCACCAGUCAACAGCGGUGUUCAUUUUAUCCCAAUCAUUAUUCUCUACCAAGCAAAGAUCCGGACCCGACAAAAGGUGGCCCUUGGGAUGUUUCUCUGCCUGUCCUUGGUCAUGGUGUGUAUUGCCAUCACAAGGGCCAGCAAAAUUAA
Messenger RNA from Podospora anserina S mat+, 855 nucleotides. RefSeq lists its product as uncharacterized. The coding region runs from base 1 to 855 and encodes 284 amino acids. The transcript is spliced from 3 exons. The record is from RefSeq and is a predicted model, not a curated record. NCBI's taxonomy places the organism in Eukaryota, Fungi, Ascomycota, Sordariomycetes, Sordariales, Podosporaceae.